Molecule: messenger RNA, 1440 nt
Organism: Sclerotinia borealis F-4128
Lineage: Eukaryota; Fungi; Ascomycota; Leotiomycetes; Helotiales; Sclerotiniaceae
Source: the annotation of a GenBank genome assembly
AUGCCUUUUCCAUUUGAGCUUCCCACGACAUCAUCAUUUUCAUUCUCAACAUAUUUCACCAGUGACUCCCAUCCGUCUCUACCUUUAGCCGUAAGUACUUAUAGAGGGGUCCUUCGUGAUGUGUUGAAGAAGCAUAAACGACUUACUCCCUCACAACAAUCCUCGAACCUUUUAUCUAUUCUUCAAGCACUCAACAACUACAUUCCAUAUCUCUUAGCCCUCGACUCUGGCAUAUCUUCUCAAUCUCACCCAGGGGCAGAACACAUCGAUAUCAUCCUUACUUCAACACCAACCAUGGAUUGGCGUCCAACUCUUUCAGAUCCUCCAAUACCUGGUAGAGAAAUCCCAAGACUAAAGAUUCAAAGUUUAGAAUAUGAAAUAUAUUUUGUUCUUUCAACACUAGCCUACACUCAUGUUCUUCUCUCACGAUCCUCAUUACAUCCCCUAUAUUCAUCAGCUUCGGCAUCACCAUCACCUGAUCAAAGAACUUCAUACAUCAAAACUGCCACAGAACAGUUGUUAUCAGCUGGUUCAAUUCAUAACUAUCUUUUCACACGCUCGACAACUCUGACUUCCCCACCUCCUUGUCCCGACAUCUCAAAUCCUGUUUUCCGUGCCCUAAGCAGUCUGGCAUUGGCGGAAAGUACAUUACUGGCAGUUUUAAAGGAUGAUCCAUAUCCAGCAGCAGUACAACAAGAUCGCAAUAAAAAUGACAAAGAAUGGAUGAUAAAAGCUCCUGAGAUGCCCAAAGUCCGCGCUCAUCUCUUUGCGAGAUUAUGUCUUGCUACCGCCGAACAUGCGGGUAAUACUGUAGCAAUGCUAGGUGGGAUGGGAAAUGGAGGAAAUGGAAAAGUGGACGCCGAGUUAUUGAAAUACGCGGAGGAUUUGCGAAGGGUAGGGAGAGGAAAAGCUUGUCGAUUCUUUGGGGUGGAUGCAGAAUUAGGUGGAAAAACCGGUGAUGGUAUUGGGUGGUUGAGGGCUGGGUUGAGUGAGCUAGGAAUAUCAAUGGGAGAUGAUGGAAAGAAGUCCUCUGGAAUAGGAUUUGGAAGAUUCAAGAAAGAAUGGACAGAGAAAAGAGAAGACCGCAGAAUUGAGAAAGGAAAGGAUUGGGGGAAUGAUGCAGGAAAAGCCGAGGAGAGUAGAGUUAUUGAGAUGUUGGAGAAGAAAUGGGUAAAGAUAAAUGAUACUAUCGGUACACAACUCAUACCUUCUAUAGGCACGCUCAUCUCAACUCUACCAUCUGGACGGGAAAUGCAUACACUAAAACCGUACAACCCUCCAACUCUUGAUAUCCAAGUUCUUGAAAGUAUGAGAGCACCACCAGAUCGAGCGGAUACAUACGAGGAAAACGAUAGUUCAGAUGAGGAUGAAAAUGGAACUCCAGUUGGUGCAUUUCCGGGCACAAAAGGACAUUAUGCUGGUGGUUCGAAUUAUUUCUGA